UUGACAUGAGAAAGAGUUGAAAUCCAUCACAACCAUGAUGAGCUUCCCUGUUUGCGGUGUUGUGACGAAGCUGGUUUUGGCACUCUUCCCUCCCGCGUUGUUUUAGAAGCCAGCGCGUUCGAUUUCUUUUGUUCGCUCUUGUUCAGCUUCGAAUCAUGGCAUUGCCCGGGCAGCAGACUCCCGACAAUUGCCCGCACUUCAAACUUGUCAUCGUUGGAGAUGGAGGCACAGGAAAGACUACAUUUGUUAAGCGCCAUUUGACCGGUGAAUUUGAAAAAAAAUACGAACCAACCAUCGGCGUAGAGGUGCACCCGCUCGACUUCUUCACCAAUUGUGGGCGCAUCCGAUUCUACUGCUGGGAUACCGCCGGGCAGGAGAAAUUCGGAGGACUUCGUGAUGGAUACUACAUCCACGGACAAUGCGCCAUCAUCAUGUUUGACGUGACUGCAAGGCUGACGUACAAGAACGUCCCAACUUGGCAUCGCGACCUGUGCAGGGUGUGCGAGAACAUUCCGAUCGUGCUGUGCGGGAACAAGGUGGACGUGAAGAACAGGCAGGUGAAGGCGAAGCAGGUGACUUUCCACAGGAAGAAGAACCUGCAGUACUACGAGAUAUCAGCGAAGUCGAACUACAACUUUGAGAAGCCGUACUUGUAUUUGGCGAGGAAGCUUGCCGGUGACCCGAAUCUGCACUUCGUGGAGUCGCCAGCGCUAGCUCCUCCGGAGGUACAAAUCGACAUUGCGACACAGGCGGCGCUAGAGGCAGAGAUCGCCCAAGCACAAGCGUUGCCUCUUCCCGACGACGACGAUGACGCCUUUGACAGCUAGAUUCUCGAAGCUUGUGCUGCUAGGCUGUGGCUGGUGGUGCUUUAUGUGUGGUUGAUCGCUGGGCGUGAUGAGGGUGUAAUGAAGGCGUAUUUGUAGGCAGUUCACGACAUUCUCUAAUCCUGGGUAGAUGAGGAUAAUGGACGGUCGUUAUUGAGGAAAGCAUUUUAUUGUAGGUUAAAUAUAAUUGAGGUGGGUCUCAGUUCCCUUCGAGAGCUCCUCUUGCCCUUCGUUUCUUUCAUCACUGCACUCAACUUGAUUAGAGGCGAAGGUUUUGUUGAAGGAGGAAACAUCAAGUGAGACGAUCUUGUUACCCUUAUACGGCAGCUGAUUUGGAUAAUUCCGGUGAAAUGAAUUCGAAGAUACGGCUGUGCUUCUGUGCCAGCUUUAAGAAAAAUUAUUGUUGGACAACUCCAUGUUUAUCUUACCAUGCUGAUAUGUAAAACUGCUGAGUGGAAAAGUCCUGAGAGUGUUCAGUGUCUUGGGUACUGAGCUGUUUAUCGAUUCAACAAUG
This is a messenger RNA of Physcomitrium patens, 1338 nucleotides long. RefSeq names its product GTP-binding nuclear protein Ran1A. Gene Ontology annotation, molecular function: GTP binding; GTPase activity. The record is from RefSeq and is a predicted model, not a curated record. NCBI's taxonomy places the organism in Eukaryota, Viridiplantae, Streptophyta, Bryopsida, Funariales, Funariaceae. Gene Ontology annotation, cellular component: cytoplasm; nucleus. Gene Ontology annotation, biological process: ribosomal subunit export from nucleus; protein import into nucleus.